GCGACCGCACUAAUCCUACUGACUGCGCCAAUUAUAUAUUUCGGGUUUCGAAAUAUAUUUUUAAAAAAACUUUAUUUUUUGAAUAUUUGAAUGAAUACAAUUAAUCUCAAGAUCGAACUAAUUAUAAACAUUAAAUAUCAUCGAAUUGUUUACAAACAUCUUAUUUAUAAUAAAAUAGUGCUGAUACAUGUUUACGUUAUUUGAUACAAAAAUAGAAUAAAUGCUGAUAGAUGUUUAUCAUAUUUGAUACAAUGGUAUUGUUUUAAAAAUGUCCUUCAGGAAUUCUUCGCAUGUAACUAGCGACCCUUUUUUUGUGGAUAACUCUACUCUAUUCUACACAAAUAUAUUAUAAAUACAUAUGAAUUGUGUGCAUAAGAAUAAAUCAAUUGUAAAUAAUAUUAUGAUAUGGCAAUAGCAAUUUAUUUUAUUUUUAUGAUUAAAUCAACAACUCAAGGCAACGCCAAUAUAAUAUAUAAAUUAAAAUUUCAACUAUAUAUGAAAUAAUUUAAAUUGAUAUAAGGUUGAAUUAACUUUACUCUUCAAACAAAGGCCACAUUUGAAAGGAUUUCAAAGCAAAAUAAAGGAAAAAACUCACUUUUUUGUCUGUCGGCUUAUCAUCGGAAUUAGCUGAAUAUCGUCUCAAGCGGCUCGAAGGACCAAAUGUUUAGGUGUCGGUGUUUAUUCUUUUCUUCUUUUAUUAUAAUAAUAAUGAUACACUAUUGUAUUUCGUAAACGCACAACUUUAAUUACAUAUAUUAUCCUUGCAUCUCAUAUAUUGAUAUUGAAUUAUUAUACAUUAAACAGAUUUUUAUAAAUUUUACGUCUUCAACUCUUGUGGUGUGUAUCUUGAAUGCCCUGGGUUUUUGCUGUCUCUCUUCUGGGCCCUCGUGGUCGCAGCGUUGCCAGGUUUAGCUUCCAUAUAAAAUUUAGAAGUCGUAACACCGCCCUUUCGUAGAUUGUUUUCAAUAUUUUUGGUUUUCUGUCCCAAUUUCUUCCCGCGACGAUAAAUAGUUUGUUUAUUUUAGUAGUUUUUUCAAUUCAGCCAUACUUUGCCCGUGCUGUCCAUCUCUCAUGGUUACUAGUAUUUCGUAUUUUUUUUGUUUUGCGGUGGUGUUGACCAAGGUUUAGGAGGCUGUUCUCGUGCCUUAGGUCAUGCUGCUAAUUCCGCGUAGGUUUUUGUAGGUGUUCUCAGUGUCGGAAAGUGUGGUUGUUGUUAUUUGUGUUGUUUUCGUUUGGUUAGUCAAUUCGGAAAUGGAGUUUUUCAAUUGUAUAAUUUGUUCGCUAAUAAUUUGUUGGUAACUUUCAUUGUUUGUUUUUCCUUUGAUUAUCUCUGAUUUUAGCUCUGAGAUCUCUUUUUCUUGUGUUGCUAUGUAUCCGAUGAGAUUAUUAAUCAGACCGCUUAACUUAUCUGCUGCUUCUAUGACUGUUGAUUGAUCUUUUUUGUUGAAGCUAAUUUUUCCUUUGCCUUCCGGAGUAGUGCGUGUUAUUGAGUCUUUUAUAUAUUUGUUUAGUUCUCUGGAUUUUUGAGUUGAAUAUUAAAGUAGAUUGUUCAUGUAUUCGCUUAAUUUUUCUUUGGUACUUAAGUCAGUUGUAGAUCUGGAUAGAGGUUCGUCUUUGUAGCUUGUAUCUAAUCUCAUUAUUUUUUUGUUCUUUCAUUUAACUCGAGUGUAUAUCAAACUUAACUGUCGCUCUCGGUUCUAGUUCGAGGUGAAGGUGGUAAUAGAUUUCCCGUAUUCAUCGUGAAAUCGUCUACGUCAUCGGCUAUGUUUCUUAUAGUGCUGUCAAUUUUGCUUGAGUUUCCUUCGAUUUAUAUAUCAGCCACAAAAUCUGGGAGAUUCCAACGAUAGGCCACGAUAGGAACCUAUUAAUUAUAGAGAUUCCAACGAUGAGUCACGACAGUAACCUAUUUAUAGCGGUGAUUUCAAUGUCAAGUGAGAUCAGUAACCCGUAAUGUAGGCUUUACCUACGUAUACUUCUGUGCUCCUAAUACUUUAAAAUGUAAUUUUAGCCGUAAAGUCUUUAGCCGCGUCCACACUAUGUCGACUUGCCGAUCGACACAGUCGACAUAGUGUAGACGUGUCGAUCGACAUUUGUCGAGUCGAAUGUAACCCGAAUGAAGUGCAUUUUUAUUUUCAGUCGAAUGGAAAUAAUUGCCAAGUUUGGACCUGUUGAGCGUGAUAAUAAAGUUUUAAAUCAUUAGUUUUGUUAAAACCUGUGUGCGCAACGGGAAAAGUGGUUCUAUAAUUGUGUUUUACCAAAGUUAAUUGUUUUAUCAAAAUGAAUUUCACAGAAGAACAAACAUUAAAUUUUAUUGAUAUGUACAGAGACCGCCCUCAACUCUGGGACUCUACAAAUGAAGAGUACAAAAACAAAAACAAAAGGCACGAUUUACUUACAGAAAUCGCAGUUUCUUUUGGAAUCGAAAAGUCAGAGGCAGAGAAAAAAAUUAAAAACCUCCAAUCACAGUUUUCUCGCGAAUAGAAAAGAGAAAAGGACUCUCAAAAAACAGGCAGUGGAACAGAUGAGAUUUACCAAUGCAAGCCUAUGGCCGAUUGUUAUUCCUUGCUGACAAAAACAAACCAAGAAAAACAUUGGACACUGAGGUUUCACAAAAUCAACAAAUUGGAGACAGUGAAGUCAACAAGGACACUGCUGGUGAUGAAGACAAGGAAAGAGAGGAUGUGCCGUCGGUAACAAAGUCACCCAAGGAAAGAGAAUUCAGGUCUCCUAAAUUGGGAUUUAAAAGGAAACGCGGACCUCUUGCAGCUCCUCCUAUCACGACACCACUGUUGAAUGAAGCUCUGAAUGUUAUGAAAUCUAUUCAAAACAAAAAAGAAGAUGCAAAGGAUGAGUAUUCUCUUUUUAGUGAGCAAAUUGCAAUAAAAAUACGAAAACUUAAUUCACCCCAAGCAAGAUUUGCCGUUCAAAAUGCUAUAAAUCAUGUCUUGUAUGAGGCAGAAAUUGGUAUGUACAACCCUGGUAUCCCUCAAGCUAGCUGCAGUGGUCCUAACACGGCAUUUUAUUCGCAAGCUCCCUACAGCUACUCUCACCAUCGACCACAGAAUACUGCAACCCCGCCAUUGUCAUCACCUGGUUCCGAAUGUAGCACUUUCCAAUCUGAAUACUCUCCUUCACCUACUCCAACUCCUACCCAUGUUCAAGCUGAAAGUCAGUCGAACAUUCCUGGUUUAGAAGACAUGUUUUCAUUGUAAACACCCUAACUAAUUACUUUUAUAUAACAAUAUGAUUAUGAGAGAAAAAAAAUUUUUCUUAUACCUUUGUAUUACAAUUCUUAUACUUUUAUAUUACAAUAUUACUAUUAUGAGGGAAAAAAUCUAAUAAAAUAAGUUCAUUUUC
This is a messenger RNA of Diorhabda carinulata, 3357 nucleotides long. RefSeq lists its product as uncharacterized. Lineage: Eukaryota; Metazoa; Arthropoda; Insecta; Coleoptera; Chrysomelidae. The record is from RefSeq and is a predicted model, not a curated record. Bases 2535 to 3212 code for a protein of 225 amino acids. The transcript has 2 exons.